Funneliformis geosporum is the source of this 378-nucleotide messenger RNA. NCBI's taxonomy places the organism in Eukaryota, Fungi, Glomeromycota, Glomeromycetes, Glomerales, Glomeraceae. The record is from the annotation of a GenBank genome assembly.
AUGACCAAAAAAGGAGUUCUUAAAGUUACAGUUAUUGAAGCCAAAAAUUUGAAAGACGAAGACAAAAUCGGUAAAAGUGACCCUUAUGUUACACUUAAUAUUGGAGAAAGUACACAAAAGACAACCGUUAAGGGUGGUGACUUGAAUCCAACUUAUAAUGAAGAAUUCUUAUUCGACAUUGACGGACAAAAGGCCCUCAAAAUUGAAGUUUGGGACAAAGAUCAUUUGAACAAAGAUGAUUUGAUUGGGAAAAACGAUGUUAAACUUGCUCAUGCCAUCUCUAAAGGGAGCGAAGAUGUCUGGGUCACAAUGAGAGAACAUACUAUUGGAAGAAGCAGAGGGGAAGUUCAUUUAUCCCUAGAAUUCACUGCCGCAUAA